UUCAACAUGAAUAAACUCAAGGGGGAUGAGCAAUCAAACAAUAAUGUUAUAGUUCGUCAAGUUUGGGCUUACAAUCUAGAGAAUGAGUUUCUUCUCAUUCGUGGAAUUCUACACGAAUUUCAUUUCAUUUCGAUGGAUACAGAGUUUCCAGGAGUAAUUUAUGAAUCUAAAGAGGACUCCACCGUACCUUAUCACCUUCGUCGCCGGGACCCUUUAAAUGAUUACAAUUACUUAAAGGCCAAUGUUGAUAAUCUUAAACUCAUUCAACUUGGCCUUACUUUAUCUGAUUCGGAAGGUAACCUCCCUGAUUUUGGAACCAAAAACAAGUAUAUAUGGGAAUUUAACUUUUCUGAUUUUGACAUUGAAAAUGAUCCACACAAUCAAGAUUCAACUGAUAUGUUAAGUCAUGGAGGCAUUGACUUCAAGCGCAAUUUCUAUUAUGGGGUGAAUUCACUACGUUUUUCUGAAUUGAUGAUCAGAUCGGGGCUUGUCUUCAACAAUUCGGUUAUUUGGGUCACAUUUCAUGGUGCAUAUGAUUUCGGCUAUUUAAUGAAGAUUUUAAUGCGAAGAAAUCUACCAAACACUUUGGAACGUUUUUUAUUUCAUUUGAAAGUAAUAUUUAGAAACAUCUAUGACUUGAAACACGUGGUACAUCAUUGCAAAGAUUUGUACGGCGGUCUCAAUAAAAUAGCUAAUACACUCGAUGUGAACCGGGUCGUUGGAAAAUCGCAUCAAGCCGGAUCAGAUAGCUUGUUGACAUUGCAUGUGUUCAUGAAAGUUAUUGAUAUUUAUUUUAUCAAUAAUAAAAUAAAAAUAAACAAACAUGUUGGAGUCUUAUUUGGCUUAGAAAUGUAA
This is a messenger RNA of Lathyrus oleraceus (garden pea), 855 nucleotides long. RefSeq names its product probable CCR4-associated factor 1 homolog 11. The transcript has a single exon. The record is from RefSeq and is a predicted model, not a curated record. The coding region runs from base 7 to 855 and encodes 282 amino acids. NCBI's taxonomy places the organism in Eukaryota, Viridiplantae, Streptophyta, Magnoliopsida, Fabales, Fabaceae. Gene Ontology annotation, molecular function: nucleic acid binding; poly(A)-specific ribonuclease activity. Gene Ontology annotation, cellular component: CCR4-NOT complex.